This is a messenger RNA of Panicum virgatum (switchgrass), 1057 nucleotides long. Its product is annotated as NDR1/HIN1-like protein 1. The record is from RefSeq and is a predicted model, not a curated record. Gene Ontology annotation, biological process: defense response to other organism. Lineage: Eukaryota; Viridiplantae; Streptophyta; Magnoliopsida; Poales; Poaceae. The transcript has a single exon. The coding region runs from base 119 to 883 and encodes 254 amino acids.
CCUCCUGCUUCUACCUCGUACGCGCGACACGCCGCGGGGACGCGACACACACACAUAUCCAUAGCUUCCGGCUUCCUUCACCUGCUGCUUAGUGCUUACUCCAAGGGCCCCAAAGCAGAUGGCCGAGCACCACCUCCCGCCGGACCCCGCCGACCACCACCACAGAGGCGAGAGGAAGGGCGUCCACGCCGGCGACCUCAAGCCCGGCCGCCGCUACGGCUACUACAACUACGGCGGGGGCGCCCGCGCCCUGUGCUUCGCGGUGCUCGUCCUCCUCCUCGCGGCGGGCAUCACCUGUCUCGUGCUCUACGUGGUGUACCGCCCGUCCCACCCCACCCUCGCCGUGACCUCCGCCGCCGUGCUCGCGCUCUACAACGCCACGCCCGCCGCCGCCGGCGGCCCCACCGCGGUGGCGGCGUCGUUCCAGGUCGCGCUGGUGCUCCGCAACCCGAGCGCGCGGUCCGCGGCGCGGUACGACCGGCUGGCGGCGUACGCGGCGUACCGCGGGGAGGCCCUGACGGCGCCCGCGCCCCUGCCCCCGCUGGCGCAGGACGCCGGCGCCGCCGUGGAGGUGGCGCCCGUGCUGGGGGGCGGGGGCGGGGGCGGGGGCGCCGCCGCGGCGCCGGUGCCCGUGUCGCCGGAGACCGCGGUGGCGCUGGCGGCGGACGUGGCGUACGGCGUGCUGCCGCUGCGCGUGGUGGUGCUGGGCUGCGUCCGGUUCGUGUCCGGGCCGUUCCACCGGGGGUGGCACUCCAUGUACGCGCGCUGCGACCUGCUGCUCGGCGUGCGCGAGCCUGCGGGGAAGCAGCACGGCGCCGGAGCCGGCGGCGAGCCCCGGCAGGCGCCGCUGCUCACCGCCCCCGCCUGCAACGUCGACAUGUGACGCGAUGACGAUCUGGGUUGGAGAUGGGUCUCAUGUGUAGCUUGAUCCAAUGUAAUCUUCGUGUGUUGUGCGCCGAAUGGGACGUGUCAGAGCACAGUAUACCAAUCUAGGUACAUAAAUAACACAAGCUUUGUAAUUAAAUUGCAAACUUAUUUGCGCGAUCAUGUUACUGUU